This is a messenger RNA of Pongo pygmaeus (Bornean orangutan), 3555 nucleotides long. RefSeq names its product zinc finger protein 675-like. NCBI's taxonomy places the organism in Eukaryota, Metazoa, Chordata, Mammalia, Primates, Hominidae. Gene Ontology annotation, biological process: regulation of transcription by RNA polymerase II. Gene Ontology annotation, molecular function: RNA polymerase II cis-regulatory region sequence-specific DNA binding; DNA-binding transcription factor activity, RNA polymerase II-specific. The record is from RefSeq and is a predicted model, not a curated record.
GCUUCCGGGAUUUGGCGGCGCCUUUGUCUCUCGCUGCAGCCGGAGCUCCGUGUCUCCUUUCACUGCUCUGUGUCCUCUGCUCCUAGAGGUCCAGCCUCUGUGGGCCUGUGACCUGCAGAAAUUGGGAGAUCCACAGCUAAGACUCCAGGGCCUCCUAGAAGCCUAGAAAUGGGACUGUUGACAUUUAGGGAUGUGGCCAUAGAAUUCUCUCUGGAAGAAUGGCAAUGCCUAGACACUGCACAGCGGAAUUUAUAUAAAAAUGUGAUUUUAGAGAACUACAGAAACCUGGUCUUCCUGGGUAUUGCUGUCUCUAAGCAAGACCUGAUCACCUGUCUGGAGCAAGAAAAAGAGCCUUUGACUGUGAAGAGACAUGAGAUGGUGGAUGAACCCCCAGUAAUGUGUUCUCAUUUUGCCCAAGAGUUUUGGCCAGAGCAGAACAUAAAAGAUUCUUUUGAAAAAGUGACACUGAGAAGAUAUGAAAAAUGUGGAAAUGAUAAUUUUCAGUUAAAAGGCUGUAAAAGUGUGGAUGAAUGUAAGGUGCACAAGGGAGGUUAUAAUGGUCUUAACCAAUGUUUACCAACUACACAAAGCAAAAUGUUUCAGUGUGAUAAAUAUGUGAAAGUCUUUAAUAAAUUUUCACAUUCAGAUAGACGUAAGAUAAAACAUGUGGAAAAUAAACCUUUCAAAUGUAAAGAAUGUGGCAAAUCAUUUUGCAUGCUUUCACACCUAACUCGACAUGAAAGAAAUUAUACCAAGGUGAAUUUCUGCAAAUAUGAAGAAUGUGAAAAAGCUUUUAACCAAUCUUCAAAGCUUACUAAACAUAAAAGAAUUUAUACUUGUGAGAAACUCUACAAAUGUCAAGAAUGUGACAGAACUUUUAGCCAAUUCUCAAACCUUACUGAAUAUAAAAAAGAUUAUACUCGAGAGAAACCAUACAAAUGUGAAGAAUGUGGCAAAGCCUUUAACCAGUCCUCACACCUUACUACACAUAAGAUAAUUCAUACAGGAGAGAAACCCUACAAAUGUGAAGAAUGUGGCAAAGCCUUUAACCAAUUCUCAAAUCUUACUACACAUAAAAAAAUUCACACUGGAGAGCAACCCUACAUAUGUGAAGAAUGUGGCAAGGCUUUUACCCAAUCCUCAACCCUUACUACACAUAAGAGAAUUCAUACUGGAGAGAAGCCCUACAAAUGUGAAGAAUGUGGAAAAGCUUUUAACCGAUCCUCAAAACUUACUGAACAUAAAAACAUUCAUACUGGAGAGCAACCCUACAAAUGUGAGGAAUGUGGCAAAGCUUUUAACCGAUCCUCAAAUCUUACGGAACAUAGGAAAAUUCAUACCGAAGAGAAACCCUACAAAUGUAAAGAAUGUGGCAAAGCUUUUAAACACUCCUCAGCCCUUACUACACAUAAGAGAAUUCACACUGGAGAGAAACCCUACAUAUGUGAAGAGUGUGGCAAAGCUUUUAACCGAUCCUCAAAACUUACUGAACAUAAGAAACUUCAUACUGGAAAGAAACCCUACAAAUGUGAAGAAUGUGGCAAAGCUUUUAUCCAAUCCUCAAAACUUACUGAACAUAAGAAAAUUCAUUCUGGAGAGAUACCCUACAAGUGUGAAGAAUGUGGCAAAGCUUUUAAACACUCCUCAUCCCUUACUACACAUAAGAGAAUUCAUACUGGGGAGAAACCCUACAAAUGUGAAGAAUGUGGCAAAGCUUUUAGCCGAUCCUCAAAACUUACUGAACAUAAGAUAAUUCAUACUGGAGAGAAACCCUAUAAAUGUGAGAGAUGUGACAAAGCUUUUAACCAAUCUGCAAACCUUACUAAACAUAAAAAAAUACAUACUGGAGAGAACUACAAAACUGGAAUGUGUGACAAUGAUUUUGACAACACCUCAAACUUUUCUAAUUAUAAAGGAAAUCAUACUGGUGAAAAAUUCUAGAAAUGUAAAGAAUGUGUCAAAGUCUUUAAAUGGUUUUCACACUUCAUUGUAUGUAAGAUAAUUCAUACUGGAGAAAACUACAAGUGUGAAGAAUUUGGCAAUACUGUUAAUUAAGGCUCAAACCUUAUUGCACAGGAAAGCAUUUAUACUUAAGAAAAAUUGUACAAAUACAAAGAAUGUAAAAUAGCCAUUAAUAUCUGUUGACAUCUUAAUAACAGAAUGUUGGUACUUAAUAAAAGCAUUAUAAAUGCAAUUACUGUCUAAAGAUUUUAAGAAAAUAUAAGCCUUUAAAGUGAAGAAGAGUAUUCGUUUUGAAGACAAAGAUUACAAACAUAAAGAGGGUUGUAGUACAUUUACUGGUAUCACAAAUCUUAUCAUAUACAUUUUGUACUAGAGAAAAACCCUGAAGCAGUUGCUCAGAGUUUUUUCAACAUCAGUGAAUCUGUCUGGGAGAAAAACUCUGCAAAUGUAAUACAUUUAGAAAAACACAUUUUUUCAAAAGCUAUAGCUUUAGAAAACACCAGAGAGUUAGUACUAAAAUAUAUUUCUGCAGGCUGGGCACAGUGGCUCACGCCUGUAAUCCCAGCACUUUGGGAGGCUGAGGCGGAUAGAUCACCUGAGGUCAGGUGUUCGAGACCAGCCUGGUCAACAUAGCGAAACCCUGUCUCUACUAAAAAUACAAAAAUUAGCCAGGCAUGGUGGUGAUUGCCUGUAAUUCCAGCUACUCAGGAGGGUGAGGCAGGAGAAUUGCUUGAACCCGGGGGGCAGAGGUUGCAGUGAGUCAAGAUCAUGCCAUUGCACUCUAGCCUGGGCAACAAGAGUGAAACUCCAGCUCUCUCUCUCUCUCUCUCUCCUCUCUCUCUCUCUCUCCUCUCUCUCUCUCUCCUCUCUCUCUCUCUCUCUCCUCUCUCUCUCCUCUCUCCUCUCUCUCCUCUCUCUUCUUCUCUCUCUCUAUAUAUACAUUUUUUUGCAGAUGCAGUAAAUAUAAAACUAUUCUAAAAUUAAGUCUAUGUAAAUAUCUGAUAACUCACAGUAGAAAUGUCUAAGGCACUGACACUUCAGACAUUACAGUAAAUCAGAGUCCUGAGUAUAAAAAAGAAUCCAGAACUAAAGUUGUUAGAUAAAUUAUUUGUGUAUAACUUUAAAAGGUGUAGAAGAUUUUUUGAAAAGUUAUAAUUACAUUGAAAGUAUACCUUUUUCCUUAAAAAUACAGAUUAUUUGCAACAUGAAUAAUGUAAUUCAACUCUCAAAAUUCAAAACUCUUGUUCAUUUCUAUUGUAUUCAACUUGUGACUAAUUGUUGCUGCAUCAGCGAUAGGAGAAUUUUUUUUAUUAGUUGGGCAUUAUGAUCUUUUAUGGAAGGGUAAGGACAUGAAAAUGUAAAACACAUGAUAAAAAUCUAAGUGGAGAGGCUCUUUUUGUUAAUAUAAGUGACACAUGAGAUAGGUGUUCAGAGUAAUAUUCUGCAUUAUAGUGAGAAAAAAGAUUUUAAAUUUCAGUUAAAAUUAGUAAAUUAUUUUACUAAUUGUACUUUUAUGUAAUAAAAUGUACAUUCUUAAAAUUUUAAGUUAUGUGUGAACUUAUUUUAUUAAAAUUUUAUUUAACAUUUAUAAAA